Messenger RNA from Phyllotreta striolata, 1302 nucleotides. The record is from the annotation of a GenBank genome assembly. Lineage: Eukaryota; Metazoa; Arthropoda; Insecta; Coleoptera; Chrysomelidae.
AUGGCAGUAGAAGCAGAAAGGUACGAUAUAGUAUUGCUCGGAGCAACUGGUUUUACCGGUAUCCACUGCAUUCCUUACUUACAAAAGCUCUCGAAAGAGAACGGAAGGAACUUGUCAUGGGCUAUAUCAGGACGCUCGGAAGAAAAAUUGAAGGAUGCAUUAGCUCAGAUGGGCAAUAAGAUCGGUGUAGAUUUAUCGGCUGUUCCUAUAAUAAUAUCCGAUAUUAAAAACGACGAGUCUUUAGCCAAUAUGGCAAAACAAGGGAGAAUUGUUAUAAACUGCUGUGGGCCUUACAGAUUCCUGGGAGAACCAGUGGUUAAAGCUUGCAUCGAAGCUGGUACUCAUUACGUUGAUGUCAGCGGAGAGCCCCAAUUUUUAGAAAACAUCCAAUUGAAGUACCACAAAGCCGCACAAGAGAAAGGAGUGUACCUCGUGAGCGCUUGCGGUUUGGACAGCAUCCCUUGCGACUUGGGUUUAAUUUUCCUUCAAGAUAAGUUCGAUGGUACUCUGAAUUCGGUCGUCACCUACCUUUACACGUCGGAGGAGGGCGAGGGUCUACCCGGCCCCGCUGUGAAUUACGGUACAUGGGAGAGCUUAGUCUACGGCUUGGCCCAUGCUACCGAAUUGUCGCAGAUUCGAAGGCAGCUCUUUCCUAAGAGACUGCCCAGCUUCAAGCCGAGCUUACAAACCAAAACGUUACCGCACCGGCCUGGUGUGGUUGAUGGGUGGGCUUUGCCAUUUCCCGGAGCAGAUCGUUCGGUCAUGAAAAGAACCCAAAGGUACAUGUACGAGGAGGAAAAUAAGCGGCCUGUACAAGUCGAUACCCAAGUCACUUUUAGCAGCUUCAUAGCUGUUAUAUUUAUUGUUAUAUCCUUCUUGAUUUGGACGCUUUUGGUCAAGUUUAAAUGGGGUAGGAGUUUACUGUUGAACUAUCCACACCUGUUUACGUUUGGUAUGUUCAGAAAGGAUCAGAACCCGUCUGAAGAGAAAAUAAACAAUACUAUAUUUCAAAUUACUUUUUACGGGGAGGGCUGGAGGGAGAAAUUGCCCGAUAAAAACGACCAGUAUUCCAACCCCCCAAAUAAAAGUAUAAUUGCUAGAGUUAAAGGGAGGAAUCCUGGUUAUGGGGCUACUUGCGCUUGUUUAGUUGGAGCUGCGAUUAUUCUUAUUUCGGAAAAAGAAAAAUUACCACAGGGUGGAGGUGUAUUUACACCAGGAAGUGCCUUCGAGAAAACCUCUCUUAUCAACCUUCUUUGUGAAAAUGGAAUAACUUUUGAUAUAAUUUCUGAAAAAGAUAUUUAA